Molecule: messenger RNA, 1671 nt
Organism: Parascedosporium putredinis
Lineage: Eukaryota; Fungi; Ascomycota; Sordariomycetes; Microascales; Microascaceae
Source: the annotation of a GenBank genome assembly
AUGUCCCCGGUGAAAAUAACGAAGCCUAUACCGAGACCCUUCGCGGGGCCGGCGCCGGGCGGACGGGCGACUCCCCGUAGCCGGGACGCCUGGGGCCCGCCCGGCGGCGGUCACGGCCCCUUUGGGGACCCGGAGAAGAACUUUCAGCCCAAGAGCCUGCGGUUCUGGCUGAUUAUGAUUUCCAACUUUUUGGCCAUCUUCCUCGUCGCCAUCGACCGGACAAUCAUUGCCACGGCGAUUCCCCGCAUCACUGACGAUUUCCGGAGUUUGGGAGAUAUCGGUUGGUACGGCUCGGCUUAUAUGCUGACCACGGCGGCAUCGCAGUUGCUGUUUGGUCGUAUCUUUAAAUUUUACAACAUCAAAUGGACGUACCUUAUCGUCAUCGUGAUCUUUGAGAUUGGUUCCAUCAUUUGCGCGGCGGCACCGACGUCGGCAGUCUUCAUUACGGGACGUGCCAUCGCUGGGUUCGGAUCCGCAGGUAUCUUUUCUGGGUCGAUGAUGAUUAUGAUCCCGAUGAUUCCCCUCCCCAAACGGCCUAUCUUCCAAUCAAUCUUUGGCAUGGUUUUUGGCUUCUCGUCAGUGAUCGGACCUCUCGUCGGUGGAGGAUUCACGAGCAACCUAAGCUGGAGGUGGUGCUUCUGGAUCAACCUUCCCAUCGGCGGGGCGGCGCUCAUAGCCCUCUUCUUGUUCCUCGACGUACCCCACCAGCCACGGCCGCCCGCGACGCUGAAGCAGCACAUCCUGCGGCUCGAUCCGCUCGGCACCUUCUUCUUCCUCCCGUCCAUCGUAGCGCUCCUGCUGGCGCUGCAGUGGGGUGGCGCGACGUACCCGUGGAACGACGCGCGUGUGGUGGCGCUGUUUGUCGUCUUUGGCGUCAUGUUCAUCGGCUUCGCGGCCGUGCAGGUACUUAUGCCAGACACGGCGACGGUGCCGCUGCGCAUCAUCCGGCAGAGAUCCAUGUUGGCGGGUGCGGGUUUCAUGAUCUUCCUCUCUGGCGCCAUGAUGAUGGCAAUCUAUUAUGUGCCCUUGUGGUUCCAGGCCGUCCUUCGCGUGGAUCCUGUGAAAUCGGGCAUCUACACCAUUCCUCUGGUCCUCUCGAUCGUGGUAUCCUCAGUGAUUUCCGGAAUCGGUACGCAGAAGCUCGGGUACUACGUGCCGUCUAUGAUGCUCUGCCCAGCCAUCAUGGCAAUUGGCGAGGGCUUGCUGUCGACGUUCACGCCUAACACGCCGUCGUCUCGGUGGAUCGCGUACCAGUUUUUGACAGGUUUCGGUCUCGGGUUCGGCAUGCAGACGGUGAACCUAGCGGUGCAGACCGUAUUCCCGCCCGAGGACGUGUCGACAGGCAUCGCCAUCAGCUUCUUCUCGCAGCAACUGGGCGCCGCCGUCUUCGUGUCGGUAGGACAGUCCAUCCUCAACAACAUUCUGACGAGCCGGCUGGCGGGCAUUCCGGGCCUCGGAGACGGCGAGGGCGGCGGGCACUUGGUGGUGGAGAGCGGCGCGACGGAACUGCUGGAUCGGGUGGACGAGCGAUUUGUGCCGCUGGUGGUGGAGGCGUACAAUUUUGCGUGCACCAGGGUUUUCCUGACGGGUAUGGGGUUGGCGAUUGCCACUUUCCUCUGCGCGCUGUGCAUGCAGUGGAAGAGUAUCAAGAAGGGGCCCGGAGGGGCCUAG